Messenger RNA from Porites lobata, 1077 nucleotides. Lineage: Eukaryota; Metazoa; Cnidaria; Anthozoa; Scleractinia; Poritidae. The record is from the annotation of a GenBank genome assembly.
AUGAAAAAACAGAAGCAUAAUUCGACGAAACUAUUCCCCGGAAUAGCUGCGAGAAAACCUCAACUCCUCAACAAUAGCUGGGCAAAGCUCCUUAGUGAGCAAACAUCCGGUAACGAUACGAAAAACAGUGACACGAAAGUGACUGGAUUAAAUGUAAGGUGUGAACGUCUUUUUCUCAAAGUAAAAGAAACCAAAAAAACUGUUCGAACACCUUUUCUGGGGAAAUUGGAGAACUGUGUUGAAAGAAGCGAAGACAGAAACGUAGAAAAACUGAGUGAAUUGCGAAUGGACAAGAAAAAAAUUGGUAGAAGGUUGUUACAUAAGGAUGAAGACGAGUCAAGCGCUGAGAUAAGGUCAAGUGAAGGAAUUUUGUCGGCGGAAGAAACUUCAAGAGUAUCCUUCGUUGAAAACAAAAGAGACGAAGAAGAUCACUUGCCGCCUCUUAGGGAUUGCAAGUCACUAGCAAAGACAAAAAAGGAAAAAUUUGACUUUCCAAAGUCGACAAAAAGUCAAAGAGGUGGAUUUUCUGGCGGAAAGUCUCAAUUUAUUGACUGGCAAAAAAUCUUUGUCAACGGAGGAUUUCGACCAUACGAGUCACGUGAUUUACCGACACGCGGAGAGAUAAACUUGUUAAAAUACAAAACGUGGAACGAGGAUGAACCCAUGUACAGCGUCACGAAGUGUGCCAAAUAUUUUGGCCUCGACUGUGACAACAUGCACAGUGACGCUGAAAAGUUUGUGAAAAAGCAACCACAAAAACUAUACAGCAGCCCGUCUCCAACUUAUAAAUUCUUCCCUUUCCAAGCUUCAAAACUCAAGAGAGGCUUUGCACCCCAGGAAAGAAGUUUGGAGUCACCGUCUUUAAGAAAUCAGUCAAAGACAUAUAAUUUAUGCAACUCGUGUAUUGUUCCCCCAGCGACACCCGUGUCAUCCAUGAUAAGAUCUUCUCCAAUUCGAUGGAGUCCUUUACAAUAUGUGGAAAGAGGAAACACUCUUGAAGAAUUGGCUAAGUUGUCGACUGAAGGACAAACAACGGAUGAGGGAAUUCAUUCACCCAAUGAGAGUGAACUGGAAUUG